Ilex paraguariensis (yerba mate) is the source of this 2687-nucleotide messenger RNA. The record is from the annotation of a GenBank genome assembly. NCBI's taxonomy places the organism in Eukaryota, Viridiplantae, Streptophyta, Magnoliopsida, Aquifoliales, Aquifoliaceae.
GGCCUUGGAUCCCGAUAUCUAUGCUCUCGUCAAUCUUGGAAGUCCAUAGCUUUGCUGGCCUCUGAUUCAGUGCCUGCAUUUUUUUGCUAUAACCAACCACACCAUCUAAGACCCAUUUUCCGCUUCUAUCUGUGGCAGCAGAACUUGCUUAUUAGUGAUGAAUAACAAGGAAAGCUUGGUAAUUUUCUCUCUCUUUCUCCCUUUCUUGGCCUUUGUUGUUGCAUCAUCGGACGACACACUCCAACAAGGUGCUAUUCUCACUUCCUCCUCCUACCUAGUGUCUGCUAAAAAGGUUUUCACCUUGGGAUUCUUUAGUCCCCCGUAUUCGAAAGAAAACUACUUAGGAAUAUGGUACACCAACGAUUCACAAUCCCAUCCAGUAUGGGUUGGUAACAGAAACACACCUAUUCAUAACAAUUCUGGUGUUCUCGCCAUCGAUAACACCGGAAAUAUGAUAAUCACACAUAAUGGAGGGGAUACUAUUGAGCUAUAUACGACUCAAACCCGCGAUAAUAAAACAGCUACCCUGCUGGAUUCUGGCAAUUUUGUGGUAAGAGAGGUUAACUCCAAUGGAACCACAGGACAUGUAUUGUGGCAGAGCUUUGACUAUCCUACAGACACCCUUUUGCCCGGGAUGAAAUUAGGGGUCAGCCACAGGACUGGCCGGAAUUGGUCACUUACAUCAUGGUUAGCAGAAGGAGUACCUGCGCCUGGGGCUUUCACACUGGACUGGGACUCCAGGCGAGGGCGGUUGAUAGUUAGGCGAAGAGGAGUGAUUUAUUGGACUAGUGGGGUGUUGAAGGAUAAGGCGUUUGAAUUCAUUGGUAAAUCAGACCCUAGAAAUGUUGUAUAUGAUUACAUCAAUGUUACAUCUGAGGAGGAAGAAUACUUCAGUUAUUCACUUAUAAAAGAUUCAAGAUGCACACCUGAGGGACGAAAAGCUAUAUCAGGAUGGAUGUUAGAUUACAACGGACAAAUAAAUGAUCAAGAUAGGCCUCCAAUUGCGCGGGUUGAUCUUUGUUAUGGCUACAAAACCCGAGGAUCAGGAGGAGUUUAUGAAGGAUGCGAGUUAUGGGAACAGCCUACGUGUAGGAAUUCUAACCAGAAGUUUGAUUUAAGAUCUGGGGACUUUGGUAACAUUGAUGAAGAGUCGUCAUUUUAUGAUGGCAAUUCAAGCCUUGGUUUCAGUGACUGUCGCGCCAACUGCUGGAACAACUGCGAUUGUGUUGGCUUUAGGAACGAUGGUGACACUGGCUGCCUCUAUUGGAGAGGAAGAUUGAAGUUUUAUCAAGAUAAUAGCGAUGUUUCAAGGGCUCAAUACGUUCUCAUUUCAGAGUCUUCAAACAAAAGAUGGGAGAGAUAUAAAUGGGUUGUCACUGGUGUUGUAAGUGCAUCAUUUGUGCUUCUCUUGGGCCUUUUCUGCUACCUAAGGAGGAAAUUUAAACAAGGGCAGGAGAGAGAUCUAUUUGAUUUAAUGACACUUGAGGGGCAGAUGAACACAGAUGAACUUGAAAAUGAUGGCAACAAGGGUGGUCAUGAUCUCAAAGUAUUUAGCUUUGCAUGUAUUACAGCUGCUACAAAUAGCUUCUCAUCAGAAAAUAAGCUGGGAGAGGGAGGCUUUGGACCUGUUUAUAAGGGUAAAUUGCCUGAGGGUCGAGAAAUAGCAGUAAAGAGGCUGUCACAAAGGUCGGGGCAGGGAUUAGUUGAGUUUAAAAAUGAGCUGAUACUCAUAUCCAAACUCCAGCACAAGAAUCUUGUUAAGCUACUAGGGUGUUGUGUUCAUGGAGCAGAGAGGAUAUUAAUCUAUGAGUACAUGCCCAACAGAAGUUUGGACUUUUUUCUCUUUGAUCAAACUAAGAGAGAACAAUUAACUUGGGAGAGACGUUUUCACAUCAUCGAAGGGAUCGCUCAAGGCCUACUUUACCUUCAUAAAUACUCACGAUUGAAGGUCAUCCAUAGAGACUUAAAAUCUAGUAACAUCUUACUUGACGAAGAUAUGUCCCCGAAAAUUUCUGACUUUGGUAUGGCUAGAAUUUUCGAACAUAAUGUAUCAGAAGCAAACACAAAUAGGGUUGUCGGGACAUAUGGUUACAUGGCUCCGGAGUAUGCCAUGGAGGGCUUUUUCUCUAUCAAAUCUGAUGUCUACAGUUUUGGAGUUUUGAUGCUUGAAAUCCUGAGUGGUCGGAAGAACAGUAGCUUCUAUCAUGUUGAUCGCCCGUUCAAUCUAGUGGGAUAUGUAUGGGAGCUAUGGAAGAAAGAUGCUGCACUUGAGCUCAUGGACCCAAUACUAAGUGGUUCAUGUAUCGAACAACAACUACUAAGAUGCAUUCAAAUAGGCCUUUUAUGUGUAGAAGAUCGUGCACUGGAUCGCCCUACCAUGUCUGAUGUUAUUUCAAUGUCAACAAAUGAUAGUAUGACUUUACCAACCCCAACAAAACCGGCAUUUGUGACAAGCAGUGGGGUUGAUGAAAGUGACUCAGGACGUCAACCAGAAAUAUAUUCAGUAAAUGGGAUCUCCAUUACAGCAAUGCAUGCAAGAUAAAGGGGUGUAUAUGGACUUUUUGUAACUCAAAACAUAAAGUUUUGUAUUUGUUAUAAAGCUUUAUAUUUCAUGUAAAUGACAUAUGCAGAUAACAUUUAAUAUGAGAUGGGGUAGUGCCUGAAAUAAUUGGGUAUUUUGACAUGCA